Molecule: messenger RNA, 2622 nt
Organism: Sebastes umbrosus (honeycomb rockfish)
Lineage: Eukaryota; Metazoa; Chordata; Actinopteri; Perciformes; Sebastidae
Gene: mettl13
Product: methyltransferase like 13
Exons: 9
Coding region: 124-2211 (695 amino acids)
Source: RefSeq, a predicted model, not a curated record
UCAGCGAGCGGUACUGCCAGGAAUGUUGUCCGGCUGGAAAAGUCGGUGUGCCAUGUGGACAAAGUGUCUGUCAACAGACUCUGUAACUGCAAACUGAAACGUUUUAGACUCCUGUAACCAACAAUGAGUCUUUUACCUCGCACUGCAGAGGAGUUCAGCUCCGCAGAGUACUGGGAGAAGUUUUUUAAGAAGCGUGGAGAGAAAGCUUUUGAGUGGUAUGGAGACUACAACAAACUCUGCGGCGUGCUGCAUAAAUACAUCAAAGUCCAGGAUAAGGUGUUGGUGGUUGGUUGUGGUAACUCUGAGCUGAGUGAACAGAUGUAUGAUGUUGGCUACAAACAUCUAACUAAUAUUGACAUCAGUGAGACAGUGGUGACCCACAUGAACCAGAGAAACGCUGAGCGCCGGCCAGGCCUGACUUUCCAGCAGGUGGAUGCUACACAAACUCCGUAUGAGGACGCCAGCUACCAGGCUGCUCUGGACAAAGGCACGCUGGAUGCCAUGGCAUCAGAAGAAGAAGGAACACUGGCCAGGAGCAUGCUCACUGAGGUGGGUCGUGUGCUGAGUGUCGGCGGCCGGUAUGUCUGUGUGACGUUGGCUCAGGAGAGUGUGAUCAAGUUGGCCGUGGAGCACUUUGUUCAGCUGGGGUGGGCUGUGAGGCUCCACUGCCUGCAGCAGGAAAGUGGGACAGAAGAGGACUCCUUUGCUCUGCCUGUCUUUGUUCUGGUCUGCACCAAGUUCCGCCAGCCUAUGCCCAUGCCUAUUCUGGAGAUGUGUCUUGGGGAAGAUGGAGCCCCGACUCGUGUCACGCAGGUAGCAGAGUUGUUGACAGCUGUGAGGGAGCAUCAGGCUUACUCUGUCUUGAAAAAGAGGCUCCGUACAAGCACAGACGCCAGCUCGAACCUCUCGCUCACCCUCUGUCACACCAAGACUGGGCUCCCCAGAUACACUCUCACAGUACAGGACUGUCCCCCAGGUGCCAAGGUGCCAAGAUCAAACCAGUUUGCUAUUUUUAUUGUGCCUCACGGCAGUGAGACAGCUUGGCUCUACAGCUCCAGCGAGGGACGAAAGCAGCUGGCUGCCAGUGCUAACUUUCGGCGCCUGGUUGUUGUGGCAAUGCACAGGAAUCAGGAGUAUACAGACAUGCAAGCUGUCCAGUCGGAACUCUCACCAAUGGUGAUGGACCUGGCUCCCCCGGGUAUGCCAGCCAACCAGCAGGUGCCGUUUCUGUCAGUUGGAGGUAACCUGGGUUGGCGAGAGGAGGUCAGCAGGGGUGUGAGUGAGCUGAGCGGGGAGUACUGUGUGGAGAAUGUCAGAGGAGAAGACGGAGAACUGUAUCGGAGACUCAUUUUCCUGCAUAAUGUCACCCUUGUCCAAUCAGAGAGCCGCCUUGUCUCUUCAAAUACUGCAUCAAGUCACAAGAAGAAAAACAAAAAGAGGGUCAAGCCAACAGCUGCUCCAACAACAUCCUCCAGCUCUCUAUCAGUGGACAGUGGCUUCCUCUGCUGCGCUCACCAUGAAGUGAUGGUAGCAGGCCUUGCCAUGCUCGGGGUGGGCACGCCACAGAACAAAGAUGUCCCAGUGUCGGUGUUCCUGGUGGGGCUCGGUGGAGGAGGCCUGCCUCAGUUUCUUCGGGACUUUGUGCCCAAUGUUGCUGUCGAGGUUGUUGAACUAGACCCCGUUGUGAUGCAAGUGGCAAAGGAGUGCUUCGGGUUCCGACCAGAUGAUCGUUUGACCGUCACUAUUGGAGACGGCCUCGAACGCAUCUGCGCCCUGGAGAAAGAAGGUGGUCAUUUGUUUGACGCCAUCAUGUUCGAUGUGGACAGUAAAGAUACUACUGUGGGUAUGAGCUGUCCUCCUGCUGCCUUUAUAGAGACCUCGAUCCUGCAGAAAGUCUGCAGCCUGCUAACACCCAGAGGUCUAUUCAUACUGAAUCUUGUGUGUCGUGACUCAGUCCUGAGGAAAAGCGUGCUGGAGCGUCUGAGCGCCGUGUUUCCCAGCAUCAUCUCUCGAAAAAUCGAAGGGGAGGUCAACGAGGUCCUUCUGUGCUCUUGUGGAGAGAACGAGACAUCGGACGCCGCUCGCAUCCUUCCAUCCCUGAACCAAGCAGCCAAAAGUCUGCAGAGCGCCCUGCUCUCUAACAGUACUGGAACCAACAGCGGCCCUCAUAUAGACAUCGCAAAGUUGUUAAAAGACCUGAAAGUGGAGUAAGGUUUGUUUGCAACCAGAGGGGAUUUAAUCAUUUGUCAAGAUGGUUUAAGACACUAUGGGGAAGAUACUGAAAUAUGAGAGCAAGUGCUUUGACUUUGCCAUACAGUUCAAUGUAAUGAAAAGUAUUAUGAUGUAUAACAUAAAUAUACAGUAAUUCAAUCACAAGUAAAGAACAUUUUAGCUUAAAGCGGAGCUAUGGCCAUUUUCACAAUUCAUCCAUGUUAUUCCUAUGGUCUAAGAAAGUCUAAAACUAUUAGUAAACAUGAAUAACUCUCUCCCAAAUCCCAAAACUAGAGUGCUAAAACUCAAAUUUGUGAUGUCAUCAAGUAUAAAGUUUGGAUCUGCUCCAUAGAAAAUGGCUGCGUCCGGUCGACACACUUUUGUGUGAAUAAACAGUAGUAUGCAUCGUCA